CCAGCCAUCUUUCUGUGGCAUGGUCUUAGUGCCACAUGCAAAGUCAGGUGAGUUUGUUGACCUCUUCUGAAAACAGUAGUGUACUCCCACGUGAGGUUGUGGCUGGGGAGGUCAGUGUGGGCCUUUCUACGAGGUGCUUGACCACAGCUGUACUUGAGGCUUACCAGGAUCCUUGGAACACCAGGAUGGACGCAGAGGAGGAGAUCAGUGGCCUGUGGUCCUCGCCAAGCCUCCAGCCCCCGGGGACUUGGCCGGGUUUGCUUCUGUACAGCCUUGCUAGCUGUGAGAAGACGCCUCUUGCAGUCUGCGCUUUUACCAUCUAUACAGGUCACGUGAGUGAUGGCUGAGGAUUUUUCAUUUGGGCAUUGUGCCUGCACUGUUAACUCUAGUUGGGUGUCUUUUGAGAGACUCCUCAUGGGCAGGAAGCCAAAAUAGGUAUGACUUCACCUCCUCCAUAGGCAUGGACUGGGAUAACAGAAGAUAAUCUGAGGUUGAGUGAUCCUCCACCCCUGCGGUGGAGAAGCACUCUGCAUCAGCUGGCAACAAAUAAGGAAGUUCGCAUGGUGGCCAUCCUGGCUCAGGGAAAUGGACAUUUUCGUGAGGGAAAAUGCAGACAAACCGUAGCACUAAAAAUAACGCUGGGAAAAGGGUAGUGGCUGAGAGAAUGGAAAAGCCCUUUGCUUGUAUAUAUAUGUGUGUGUGAGUGUGUGUGUCUGUGUGUGUGUGUGUGUGUGUGUUUAAGCAUUAACUCAAAAAAUCAUGCAUUUAAAAUUUGAUUUUACUGCUUUCACCCACUGAAUUUGCAAUAUACAUUUAUAAUAGAAAGUUAAAGAAAUUUUAACAUCAAAAUAAAAAAAAUUAUAAGAGGACCUAUAUAUAAGCGUACCAUUCCUUGAUGACCAAGGUCGAUCGACAUUUUAGUCUCUGCACAGUUCUAAUCUUUUCAUUUUAAACCCGUGCAAGUUUGAAAAUCAAAUCUGUAUUAUACAGAUAAAGAUGUGCAACUGUUUUUCAAUGAGAGAUUUGUUGUUUGUUUGUUUUUCUGCUGCCUCUUGGUGCCUCAGAGUGCUGCUGGAACUCAUGAUUCUCCUGAGCUCCUCACCAGUGGAGGCACCGACCUCCACCUCAGCACUUUCUAUAGGCAAACAUUGCAAAAUGCUGGGUACGUCAUGGAUUUCUAGAGAGCUGCAUAGGAUGAGAAGCGCGCCCUUUGUCUCCACGGCCAUAAUGGCUCUGCUGACUUCAAUGCCUUUCACUGGAGUUAGUGAGGACAACUCGAAAAUGCCAGAGAGAAUGAGAGCCCCCUACCCCAUGAUCCCCAAUGAAAAAGCGAGAGAACACAGAAAUCCCCUCACGCAUUCCCCCCAGGUCCCUUUUGUGUGGUUCCUGCCAGCACAGCAGCCAAUCCUGCUAUAUAUACCAGCAGCCACCCCUGUCCCCAUCACGCUCAACACUGAUCUCUUGCUGUCAACAACGAUGGGAAAGAUCACCUUCUACGAGGACCGCGGCUUCCAGGGCCGCUGCUAUGAGUGCAGCAGCGACUGCCCCAACCUGCAGACCUACUUCAGCCGCUGCAACUCCAUCCGAGUGGACAGUGGCUGCUGGAUGCUCUAUGAGCGCCCCAACUACCAGGGCUAUCAGUACUUCCUGAGGCGUGGGGACUACCCUGACUACCAACAGUGGAUGGGUUUCAGCGACUCCAUCCGCUCCUGCCGCUCCAUCCCUUACACCAGCUCUCACAGGAUAAGGCUGUACGAGAGAGAUGACUACCGGGGCCUUGUGUCUGAGCUCACAGAAGACUGCUCCUGCAUCCAUGAUCGCUUCCGCCUCAACGAGAUCUACUCUAUGCACGUGCUGGAAGGCUGCUGGGUCCUCUACGAGAUGCCCAACUACCGAGGCCGGCAGUACCUGCUCAGACCCGGAGACUACAGGCGCUACCAUGACUGGGGCGCCAUGGAUGCCAAAGUCGGCUCCCUGAGACGGGUCAUGGAUUUGUACUGAGCCUCAUUUUGUUUGUUAAAAUCCACACACAUGCAAUAAAUAUACAACUUGUGUUCCUGGCACUAA
Molecule: messenger RNA, 2067 nt
Organism: Peromyscus maniculatus bairdii (prairie deer mouse)
Lineage: Eukaryota; Metazoa; Chordata; Mammalia; Rodentia; Cricetidae
Product: gamma-crystallin A
Biological process (GO): visual perception; lens development in camera-type eye
Molecular function (GO): structural constituent of eye lens
Source: RefSeq, a predicted model, not a curated record